UUCAUAUGGCGCGAUUAAGUGUUUUACUAUUUUUAUGAAUUUAUUUGAAUGAAAGCUGUCCUAAAAUGUUUUCGCACCGUGAUUACUGCACACAGAUGCUACUGCGCUAAGCCCGGCCAGGAGAUGAAGUUCCUCAAUGUGGCGGAGAAGAACGACGCCGCCAAGACAAUUGCCGGUUUGUUGUCCAAUGGCGCAGCACGCAGGCGCGAGGGCUACUCGGUGUACAACAAGGUCUUCGACUUCGAGGCUCCGGUACGUGGUCAGAAUGCCAAAAUGGUAAUGACCUCCGUAUCCGGCCACCUGAUGCAGCUGGAGUUCAUGGUGUCCUAUAAAAACUGGCGAGUGGUGGAUCCGCGCUCCCUGUUCGAUGCCCCGAUAAAGAAGUCCGUGGGCCCGGACUAUGAGCCCAUCAAAAGGACUUUGGAGCGCGAGGUGCGCGGCUGCCAGGGAUUGAUUGUCUGGACGGAUUGCGAUCGCGAGGGCGAGAACAUUGGCUACGAGAUAAUCAAUGUAUGUAAGGCUAUCAAACCGAAUCUUACGGUUUACCGUGCCACAUUUUCGGAGAUUACCACCAUUGCGGUUCGGCGGGCUCUGCAGCAGUUGGGUCAGCCGGACAAAAGGCAGAGCGAUGCGGUGGAUGUGCGCUCGGAACUGGAUCUAAGGACAGGGGCUGCCAUUACCCGGUUCCAGACCAUGCGCCUGCAGCGGCUUUUCCCUGAGAAAAUCGCCAACAAGCUCAUAUCGUAUGGAAGUUGUCAAAUUCCCACUCUUGGAUUUGUCGCCGAGCGGUACAAGGAGGUUGAGGCGUUUGUAUCCGAGCCCUUUUGGAAGAUUAAAGUCCUGCACACCAUUGAUGACUUGACGGUGGAGUUUAAUUGGGCACGAAAUCGUCUCUUCGACAAGGAAGCCUGCGAAAACUACCUGCUACUCUGCCUGGCCGAGCCAGCUCCUCGAGCGCUCGUCGAAAGCGUUACUGUCAAGCCCAAACACAAAUGGCGACCCACUCCGCUGGAUACGGUAGAAAUGGAAAAGCUCGGCUCAAGGAAACUCAAGUUGUCGGCCAAGGAGACCAUGACCAUAGCAGAGAAAUUGUAUAGCAAGGGUUUCAUUAGCUAUCCCCGCACGGAAACCAACCAGUUCUCCAAGGAGUUCGCUCUGGCGCCGCUAGUUGAGAUGCAAACAGGUCACCGCGACUGGGGAGCAUUUGCCGAGCGGGUAGUCGAGUGGGGCCCAAAUCCUCGCAACGGCAACAAGUCGGAUCAGGCGCAUCCUCCCAUACAUCCCACCAAAAUGGCGGAAAAUUUGCAGGGAAACGAGGCUCGGGUAUACGAACUGGUGGUGCGACACUUCCUUGCCUGCGUCAGCAAAGAUGCCGUCGGCUCUGAAACGCUCGUUCACAUUGACAUUGCCGGGGAGAAGUUCACGGCGAAUGGUCUGGUUAUUCACGAACGCAACUACCUGGACGUUUAUGUCUACGACAAGUGGAGUGCCAAGCAGAUUCACCACUAUGAAAACGGCCAGCGCUUUGAGCCCACGGAGGUGUCGUUGCACGAAGGAGCCACCACUGCUCCGCCUCUGCUGACCGAAGCGGAUCUGAUUGCACUAAUGGAAAAGCACGGUAUUGGCACGGAUGCCACGCAUGCUGAGCACAUAAAUACGAUUAAGGAGCGUGGCUAUAUUGGAGUGCUCGACAAGGGCUUCUUGGUACCAGGAGUUAUAGGAAUGGGUCUCUACGAGGGAUACGAUGCAAUGGAACUGGCUCUGGCCAAGCCCCAGCUGCGUGCAGAGUUUGAAUCGGAUCUGAAACUUAUUUGCCAGGGGCAAAAGGAUCCCAAAGUGGUUUUGAGCGAACAGAUAGCCAAGUACAAGCAAUCCUACCAGCAAAUUACCGACAAGAUCACAGCCAUGGAUGCCAAGAUAGCUGCUCGAAUCAAUGAGACGCCAGCGGCCAAUACUUCGGGUCAGGAAGGAUCCGAUCAGACUCAACCCACUAUGCAAACGCUCUUUCAGUGCCCGAAAUGCAAUCAGGCGCCACUGGCACUGAAGCCCAAGAAGAACCACCAGGGGUGGUACAUUGGUUGCAACAACUUCCCCGACUGCAAAAACGUCGUAUGGAUCCCAACUGAGUGCAAGGACGUUUCCGUGUUGGACGAGUGCUGCCCCACUUGCGGCGAAGGUCACCGGAUGCUUAAGUUCCGUCUGAGCACGCCAUACUAUCGCGGGGUAUUCAAUACGCCCAGCGGCUGGUACAAGUCCUGUCUGCCCUGUGAUAAUCUCUUUCGCACCACGUUCAACAUUAAUUUGGAUUCAGUGAAGAGAGUGGGUGGCAUUGUAGGCGAGGCGAGAGGCGGAGGAUGGGGUCCGGGACCAGGACCAGGAGGAGGAGGUGGCGGCGGCGGCGGCGGCGGAGGCGGAGGAGGAGGUGGUUCCGGAGGAGGAGGUGGUCCUGGAGGAGGAGGUGGUGGUUCAGGAGGAUGGGGCAGUGGACCAGGCGGAGGUGGUUCGGGCGAUGGAGGUAGUAGCUCUGGAGGUGCUCGUAAAAAUCCUCCAAAAGGAAAAGGAACUAAAACUGACACCGGUCCUAAGAAACCAGUAACCAAAAAACCUCCAAGCGAACCAAAGCCGAAAAAGGCGCCGAAGACCACUGUCAAUAAAAAAAAUCCAAGCAUUAAAUCGUCUGGCGGCAUACGCAGCUACUUUACCAGUUCCGCCACUUCGAAUUCUCCCACAAACGAACUAGAUGGAUUCUUCGAUAGUAACGAUGGCUUCGAGGAUGCCAUGUUGGCUGCUGCUGACUCCGUGGAAUCGGGUACAAGCCAAUCACAAACCUCUAACUUGGUUCCAUUGGAUGACGACAUAGCCGCCGCCUUUGCCGCGGACGACGAUGCUGAAUUUGAGGCGUUGGUGAACGGAGGAAAUGUGCAGGAUUCCCAGCUGGAUAAGAGCCUCUCGACAUGGGUACAGGAACAGGACGAGGCAGAUGACAGGCCCAUGCUUUGGGGAAGUCGUGAGAGGGCCUCUUACGGUACUGCUGCUCCCACUCCUCCCCCCAAACCGGCAGCUAAACGGCCAAGGUGGGAUAGUGCCGAAUGGGAUGCUCCACCCCCACCGGCUACCGAACCGGAAGCAGUACUUUGCACCGGGUGCCAGCAGCCAGCUCGUCAAAACACCGUUCGUAAGGAUGGACCCAACCAGGGCAGGUUGUUCUACAAGUGUCCCAAUCCAGAUGCGUGCAACUUCUUUCAGUGGGCUGAUGAGCCAGCUUCAUCAUCCAGGAGCAACAAUGCCUUUGACAGUACCGCUCGGAGCACAACCAGUGCUUCCUCUUGGGGCACCAACCGAGUGGUCACACUACCUAGUAAUCACCAGAGCAGCUCCCAGUUUGGCCAAUCAUCUAUGCGAUCCAACUCUAGCAGCACUGUCACCAUUACACAAACGAAAACGAAAAGGCAGGAGUGGAAUACGACGACCACGUCUCCAGGCGAUGGGGAGCAGGUAAUGUGCAACUGCGGGCAAGUGGCCAGUAGCCUGACAGUCCGGAAGGAUGGGCCCAACCAGGGUAGGCCCUUUUUCUCGUGCCCUACGCGGGAGAAGUCCUGCGGUUUCUUUAAAUGGGGAGAUGAGGACCAAAACCAAGGUGCUAGCAGUAGUUCUAGUUCCGCUUGGGGAUCGUCUAACCGUAAUCCUCCUGGACGUAGUCAACCUAACACUUCCACAUCGGAUGGUCCGAAAGCACGUCGCUGUGGACUUUGUCGGAAGGAAGGACACACACGAAACAAGUGUCCGCGCAAGAAUGACUUUGAUAUGUAAUUAACACACUGCCACAUAACAGAUAAGUAAAAAAAACAUUUGGAUAUGUAUUUUCUUGUACAUUGUGUAUAAAGUGAAUAAAUAAGUAAGUUAUUCUUUUUUAAUUAAAA
This is a messenger RNA of Drosophila subpulchrella, 3920 nucleotides long. It is a transcript of the gene Top3alpha, whose product is annotated as DNA topoisomerase 3-alpha. Gene Ontology annotation, biological process: DNA topological change. Gene Ontology annotation, cellular component: chromosome; nucleus. The coding region runs from base 49 to 3810 and encodes 1253 amino acids. The record is from RefSeq and is a predicted model, not a curated record. Gene Ontology annotation, molecular function: DNA topoisomerase type I (single strand cut, ATP-independent) activity; zinc ion binding; DNA binding. The transcript is spliced from 5 exons. NCBI's taxonomy places the organism in Eukaryota, Metazoa, Arthropoda, Insecta, Diptera, Drosophilidae.